AUGAGCUCCAGACUGCCGGGAACUGUGGCGCUCAGGGGUCCGAGCGGAAUCGUCUGGACGGUGGGCGUGGCGAUGAGCGACGACGGGACUCUAUUCUUCAGUGGGGUGUGGAAGGAGUUCGCUCAGGACCACGGUUUACAAGCGGGCGAUCUCUUGAUCUUCAGGUUCAAUGGGCACUCUCAGUUCGACGUGCUGGUUCUGGAAUCGGAGAGCUCGUGCGAGAAGGCGUGCUCGUAUUUCGUUUCGAUGAAACAGGGGCCUCCAAUGGAGGAGAAGAGAGCUUGGGGGAGUAUAGCUGCGGCGACUUCCGGCGACUGCUCCGGAGGAUUCAUCCCGUCGCCGGAGCAGCACGAUGGUAACGUUGGUGGCGUUGAUGAUGGUACAGGGGGGUCUCUUCCGCCGAUUGAGUUUGACGUUGAUACUUUGCCUCCACAUCCGCCACCGCCUCCCCCGCCGCCGCCGCUGCCCACUUGCCCGCCGUUCAUAACCGAGUUGUCGUAUGUGAUAAUUUCUUUUUUUCAUUUUUUAUAA
Messenger RNA from Linum tenue, 531 nucleotides. NCBI's taxonomy places the organism in Eukaryota, Viridiplantae, Streptophyta, Magnoliopsida, Malpighiales, Linaceae. The record is from the annotation of a GenBank genome assembly.